CAGCAGGAGCUCAGUAGUGUGUAGUCCGAGGACACUCGAGUCUAUUUAAUCGCAUCGCCCGAAGCAUCGCAUACUGGCUCGCCAUCGCUUAUUCUUUACCUCAUGCGUUGACAUGGUGAUCUUAUCUAACAAGCUACAACCAAGCGGCUCGCUCUGUCUCCUCUCCGGCUGAUUAUUAUUACGCGGUCAAUGUUAUUAAGAGUGUAUGCGCUGGCGUUGGUCCCUGCAGCUCAUUUCUCUUCCAGUUGACCACUAGAGGUGGACGCUCUGUCAGGCUGUUUACAGUGGGGAACACUGAGGACGCCUUAAAUAAAGCCUUUAUCUCCGUUACUGACCCACAGAAGGACACUGGCACGAUGUUUGAAACGAGAGGAAUCCCCUUUAUAUUGCUUGACAUCGCAUGCCUAAUACUCGGUGGCAGCAGCCAUUCUUCAACAUUGGAAAUCAGCCCUUGCAUUUGAUUGUUGGACUCCCAUUUGCAAUACUCACAAUACAACAAAAAUCAUUCAAACGAGGAUUUUUCUGUAAUGAUGACUCUAUCAACUACCCAUAUAAAGAAGACACCAUUUCUUAUCAGUUAUUAGGAGGAGUAAUGAUUCCUAUAACUGUGCUUACUAUGAUCAUAGGGGAGUGCCUUUCAGUCUAUCUAAACCGCAUCAAAUCAAAGUCUUUCUGUAACAGUUAUGUGGCCUGUGUCUAUAAGGCCAUUGGCACCUUCUUGUUUGGUGCCGCCAUGAGCCAAUCACUCACUGACAUUGCCAAGUACUCCAUCGGCCGGCUGCGGCCACACUUCCUGGAUGUGUGCAAACCGGACUGGACGCAGAACAACUGCACAGGAGGGGCUUACAUUGAGGACUUCAUCUGCACUGGGGAUCCAGCCAAGGUCAAUGAGGGAAGACUCUCAUUCUACUCGGGACACUCGUCAUUCUCCAUGUACUGUAUGCUGUUCCUGGCACUUUAUCUUCAAGCAAGAAUGCAAGCUGAAUGGGCACGGCUCCUUCGCCCCAUGCUCCAGUUCUUCCUGAUCGCCGCCUCCAUCUAUACAGGACUGUCCCGUGUCUCAGACUAUAAACACCACUGGAGUGAUGUACUCACAGGACUUGUACAAGGAGCCGUCGUGGCUUUACUAGUGGUUUUCUGCGUGUCGGAUUUCUUCAAAAAGAAAGUUGAACCACAGAGAGAGGCAGAGAUCCUACACACCACCUUACAAGAGACGCCUACGAAUGGAAAUCAUUCUGAAAACCCAAACUAAACUAUCACGAGCCUCUGUCGAUGGGAAGGGGUUUCAGCGUGCACCCACUACGAGGGCAGACCACUGCGGUGGAAACCUGUGAAUGUAACCUUGCUUUUGUUCUCCAGAUGCCUCUUUCUGGGGCUCUCUCUAUGGAUGCUGUCCCACGCUGCCUUGGCUGGACUGCUUCUGCUGCUACCACAGCUUCCUCUGUAUCUCCAAAAACUAAUAUAAGUGUACCUCUAUUAUGCCACAAAAGAAAAAACUUUUUUUAUCUGUAUUAAAAAAUAAAAAUCGCCAUAGACUUUUUUUUAAUUUUUAUUAAAAUUGUUAAAACUAUGUACAAAAUGUUGCGCUUUUAUGAUGGAAACAAAAACACAUUAUGCUCGUUGACAAACAAAUAAAACAACUAUGUUUCAUUUAAA
Molecule: messenger RNA, 1656 nt
Organism: Sinocyclocheilus anshuiensis
Lineage: Eukaryota; Metazoa; Chordata; Actinopteri; Cypriniformes; Cyprinidae
Gene: plpp1a
Product: phospholipid phosphatase 1a
Exons: 7
Coding region: 401-1252 (283 amino acids)
Biological process (GO): phospholipid dephosphorylation; signal transduction; phospholipid metabolic process
Cellular component (GO): plasma membrane
Molecular function (GO): phosphatidate phosphatase activity
Source: RefSeq, a predicted model, not a curated record